Ictalurus furcatus (blue catfish) is the source of this 1979-nucleotide messenger RNA. RefSeq names its product opsin 7, group member b (gene opn7b). The record is from RefSeq and is a predicted model, not a curated record. Lineage: Eukaryota; Metazoa; Chordata; Actinopteri; Siluriformes; Ictaluridae. Gene Ontology annotation, cellular component: membrane. Gene Ontology annotation, biological process: visual perception; G protein-coupled receptor signaling pathway. The transcript has 6 exons. Gene Ontology annotation, molecular function: G protein-coupled receptor activity. The coding region runs from base 270 to 1421 and encodes 383 amino acids.
AUCAAAUGAGAGAAUGAAUAAGAGUAAAGGAGAAAGAGAGGGGGGGAGGGGGGGAGGAGGGAGGAGACAGACGAUUGCUGAGCCGCUGGAGGUUGAGGACGGAGUCUCUGAGAGACAGACAUCUCGGUCAGCACUGCUCUUUACAUCACACGUCUCCUUUCAUCACCAGAUUCACUCGUCUCCUGCUCUCCCUCGUUCCUCUGAAAUGAUCUGGGACUCUUCUCUCCUUCGGCUCGCCUGUGUAACACCUGCCGUCUUCUCGCUGUAAGAUGGGAAAUGCCUCUGAAACUUCCCUCAUUUCCAAGAUAUCUAAAGAUCAUGACUUUCUUUUGGGGAUUAUCUACACCAUCUUCGGUGUGUUCUCUCUGAUGGGGAACACCGUCUUGCUUUUGGUGGCGUAUCAGAAGAAGUCGUCUCUCAAACCGGCCGAGUUUUUCAUCGUCAAUCUCUCCGUCAGUGACCUGGGCAUGACCGUCUCUCUCUUCCCCUUCGCCAUUUCCUCCGCGUUCUCUCACAGAUGGCUCUUCACUAAAUCAGUGUGUCUGUGUUAUGCGUUCUGUGGUGUACUCUUUGGCCUGUGCAGUCUCAGUAAUCUGACCGUCCUGUCCUCCGUCUGCUGGUUUAAAGUCUGCUGCCCCAACUACGGGAAUAAGUUCUCCUCGUCCCAUGCCCUGCUGCUGGUGGUUGGGGUGUGGUGCUACUCCGCCAUCUUCGCUGUAGGUCCUCUAUCAGGCUGGGGUCAGUACAGUUACGAGCCCUACGGCACCGCCUGCUGCAUCGACUGGUUUGCUCCUCACGACAGCCUUCUCGCCAUGUCCUACAUCAUAUGCCUCUUCUUCUUCUGCUACAUCGUGCCGUGCACCAUCAUCUUCCUCUCCUACACGUUCAUCCUGGUGACGGUGCGCGGGUCUCGGCAGGCGAUCCAGCAGCACGUGUCUCCGCAGAACAAGAUCGUCAACGCCCAGACCCGCGUCAUCAAGCUCUUCGUGGCUGUAUGCAUAGGCUUCCUGCUGGCGUGGAGUCCGUACGCUGCCGUAUCCAUGUGGGCGGUCUUUGUGAAUCCAGACGCCGUUCCUCCGAUAGCAUUUGCCACAGCGGCCGUAUUUGCCAAAUCCUCCACCCUCUAUAACCCCCUGGUCUACCUGGGCUUCAAACCCAACUUCCGCAGGUCCCUUCGCAGACGAGCUCAGACGUCGUGCUCGUGCCCGUGCCGGCCGAAAAUGGCGCGGAAAAACACGGACAAGGAAAACUGCAGUGGACCUCACAAAAACCACCGACCUUGCAGGUACUGCCUGGACCACACUUCUGCUCACUGCUUGGACAUCAUGCCUCAGAGAACAGUCCGGAUCCUGACCGGCUGCACGAACAGCGAGGUAGCGGUCAGUCAGGUGUCUAACGAGAUGCAGAGUGACUUCCUUUAGAACCGUCUAGAAUGCUUCCUUUGUGUUUCCGCACAAACAGGAAGCAGUAUGCCUCAAAUUUCCUUCCAAAUCGAGUGAAGAAGAACCCUGGAGGAAGCUUGGACAGGAUCUUUGCGCUUGUCGUUCUGUGAUUAUUCCAAGACUCCGGAGAUGUAAACUGACCGUCCCCAUCAAACAGCACCGACGAAGACGGUUUCUGGUCAACAAGCUUCCCGAAGCGGCGAAGGAUGCGUUAUAAACGUGACCAGGAGGAUGUCAUGAAAUCUUCUUUUAAGCCUCAAAUAAAAUGUUUAAUAUUCCGGUGCAACGUUCAUUUUAAUGUUGAUGAUAAAUGUUUACUUCUUGUGAGCCUGAAUGUUACUUAAAUAAAAAUAUACCAAAACCGAUCGCAACUACAGUAAAAACGAAAGGACAUUACGACAACUCUACGACUGAUUGCAGCGGUGUGACGAUAAAUCAGGAUGGAAACUUGAUCUUAAAUGAAUGUGUUAGUUCUCGGAUCGGACGUCUGUCUCGAUGGUUCGUAUUCGCAAGUCCCAUAUCUGUCUAUAACAACAA